This is a messenger RNA of Aureobasidium musti, 1593 nucleotides long. The record is from the annotation of a GenBank genome assembly. Lineage: Eukaryota; Fungi; Ascomycota; Dothideomycetes; Dothideales; Saccotheciaceae.
CUUGCAACAACUACUAUGAUUGUCCUCGCCCUUAUUCUCUCCAUUGCAAACCUGACAUCUCCUUCGCCUCUUGCAGCAGUGCAAGAGCCGAAUCCCAUUGUCAGUCUUGACUAUGCAGCCUACCAAGGAGCUGCUCUCGAUACCGGCGUCACACAGUACCUUGGUAUGAGAUUCGGAGCACCACCUGUUGGGAAUCUCCGAUGGCGCGCACCUAAAGAUUCAGCCACUGUUCCUGGUGUUCAAGACGCCACUCAGACCAUCAAUGCGAAUCGUACAGAAGAUUGCCUGUUCAUGAAUGUCUAUACACCCAACAAUGCUACUCGAUCAUCUAAGCUACCAGUAUGGGUAUACAUACAGGGCGGAGGCUAUGCCACAAACUUAAACGGCAACUAUAAUGGAACCGAUGUGAUCAGAACCUCUGGUGGCAAUAUUAGGGUACGCGAGGAUGGUAAUUUGAAUGUAGGACUGCUCGACCAGCGUAAAGCGUUGUGUUGGGUUCAGAAGUAUAUCACCGAGGUGAUUGACCCAGUCUUANNGUUUGGCGGCGACCCCAACCACGUCGUUAUUCAUGGUGUCUCCGCUGGGGCGGGCUCAGUCGGAACGCAUCUCACUGCUUUCGGUGGCAGAGAUGACAACCUGUUCUCUGGUGCCAUCGGACAAUCACCAUUCUUCCCCUGCCAGAACAACGUGUCUCAGUCAGAAUGGCAGUUCGAUCGCUUUGUUUCUGCUGCUGGUUGUGGCAAUGCUCUGGAUCAAAUGAGUUGCCUACGUGCACAGAAUCUCAGUACUCUGCAGGUGGCUAGUACUCCUUCGCCUUUUCCUGGUCAGACUAUUGAACCGCUUUUCUAUUUCCUUCCCGUCAUUGAUGGCGAUAUGAUCCAGGAAGCACCGUUUCUCCAAUUCGAAAGAGGGAAGCACAUCAAGGUACCGCUCAUGAUCGGACAAACAACAAAUGAAGGGUCUAUCUUUGGCGCAAACGCGUCCUCGCCAGCAGAAGUAUCAGCCUUUCUUGCAUCCAACUGCCCUCGGCUCCCUGCUUCCAGUNNCCUGGAGGAGGCAAACAAAUUCUAUCCUUUGAUGAAUCCACUGCCUCACCACGCAGCUUAUUUUCCCUCGGCAUCUGCUGCGAUUGGCGAAUCUACCUUCAUAUGUCCCGGCCUUCUGAUGGCGGAUUCAUUGUCAUUUGGUCAACGUAAUAGUGUCUGGAACUACCGUUUUGAUGUCUCGACCAUUGAAGAAACUGCACUUGGGAACGGUCUUCCUCAUACCUUCGAUACUCCCGCCAUUUUCGGACCUUACUAUCAAGGUUCCACAGUAGAGGCGACCUCUCAAGUGCACCCCUUCAGCACCUACGACGCAUCCAUUGUGCCUACUGAGAUGAGUUACUAUAUCUCAUUCGUGCGAAGUCUGAACCCCAACACCUUCAAAGCUGAGCAAGCGCCCAUCUGGGAACCUUUUGAAGGAAAGCAUGGGAAGCAAAGACUGUUGUUUGAGAUCAACAGCACUAGGAUGGAAGAAGUGCGCAAGGCACAACAGGAUAGGUGUGCUUUCUGGUAUUCCNNCCUAGCGGCGAUUGAUGGAGAUCGAGUAUAA